Messenger RNA from Phragmites australis (common reed), 1597 nucleotides. Its product is annotated as homeobox-leucine zipper protein HOX25-like. Gene Ontology annotation, molecular function: sequence-specific DNA binding; DNA-binding transcription factor activity, RNA polymerase II-specific. Gene Ontology annotation, cellular component: nucleus. Gene Ontology annotation, biological process: positive regulation of DNA-templated transcription. The coding region runs from base 468 to 1379 and encodes 303 amino acids. The record is from RefSeq and is a predicted model, not a curated record. Lineage: Eukaryota; Viridiplantae; Streptophyta; Magnoliopsida; Poales; Poaceae. The transcript is spliced from 3 exons.
UCCUCCAAGCUCCAGGCUUAACCGGUUUCCCGCCACCGCAAACGAAGUCCCUUACAAUUCCCAAUCUAUCCACCAUCUCCGGCUAACCGGAACGCCGACAACAGCUAUUCGCUAACAAGCCCGACCGCCACUUCGGCCAGCAUCUCCCGCCACCGUGCGUUGCACAAACUUGUGCUGACGAAGCCCACGUCCUUCCCCGUCGGCGGCGUCAUGGGGUUCUCGUUGUACCCCACGAAGUCGUCGACGCGCAUGCCGUGGAGCACCAGCUUCUUCCGCCACAAGUUCCCGGCCGCCGCUUCCUCCUUCUGAUUAAGGUAGCAUCUAGCUCCGGCCGGCCGGCCGGCCGCCUCUGUAUUUCAAGAGGAGGUGGAGGAGCAUACAUACGUACAUACACGUGAGGGUACGCGUACAGAGAUACUUCUUUUUCUUCUUCUUUGGAUCGUCGGUUAUUCGUACGUGGCGCGCGCAUGGACUCCGGCCGCCUCAUGGUCAGCUCCGCGGCGCCACUAUGCGCUGCCAGCGGUGGCGGCAGGCAGGCGCGUCUCUUCGGUGGCAGCGGCGGCGAUGGCUUCCUUGGAGGAGCGCCGGUGGUUGAGGCCUGUUCGGAGGACGGUCGGCGCAAGCGGGCGUUCCAGAUGAUGGCACACGAGGAGCUGCAACUCCAGCUCGAGCUGGACGAAGACGAGCUGCAUGGGGCGCCGGAGAGGAGGAAGCGUCGGCUGACGGCGGAGCAAGUGCGGGCGCUUGAGCUGAGCUUUGAGGAGGAGAAACGGAAGCUGGAGCCGGAGCGGAAGAGCGAGCUGGCGCGGCGACUGGGGAUCGCGCCGCGGCAGGUGGCCGUGUGGUUCCAGAACCGCCGAGCGCGGUGGAAGGUCAAGAAACUGGAAGAUGACUUCGGCCGCCUCAGGGCCGCCCACGACGAGCUGCUUGCCGGCCGCGACGCGCUCCUCGCUGACAACGACCGCCUCCGGUCACAGGUGAUCUCAUUAACUGAGAAACUGCAAGGCAAGGAGUCGGCGGCAGCGGCGUCACAGCCGGUGGAGGAGCCAAACGCGGUGUCAGAAGCCACAGACGCCGCUGCCAUACAGGCAGCGACGGUAUACGUUCAGCUCAUCAAAGACGACCAACUCCGCACCGAGACCACCGGCGCCGUGGUGCCGGUGGCGGCGCUAGGCUCUACCGGGGGACGAACCAACGACAGCCCCGAGUCCUACUUCGCCGGCGCGCGCUCACCUCCAUCGUCAUCGGAUGGCGAUGAGGAGUGCGCCUUCUUCCUCCCCGACGCCAUGCUCGUCGCGGCCGCGGAGGACGUGCAUGGCCAUGGGCGCGCUGAAGAGGACGGAGCGCAGCCCUACAGCUGGGAGUGGUUCUGGAACUGAACAUCAGCAGCACUGUUACACGGACGAAGUUUAAAUACUCCGGUUAUUAUUGCGCUGUAAUUUUACGUUUGUGUUUUUCGCUAGGAUUGAAACCAAGGAGAUGCUGAUUUAAGCUUGAAAUUGUUCGAGAUACAAAGUGCUGCAACAUUCGGUUGUAAUAUAGAAAAACUGUAUAAAGAUUGCAACGCAUGGAUCAAGAUGCUCUGACGUUUCUUACA